Messenger RNA from Staurois parvus, 474 nucleotides. Lineage: Eukaryota; Metazoa; Chordata; Amphibia; Anura; Ranidae. The record is from the annotation of a GenBank genome assembly.
AUGGGCCCCUGUACCGCCUCCUCAUGCUGCUGCCAGGCCCGUAAUCUGUCAUGGGCCCCUGUACCGCCUCCUCAUGCUGCUGCCAGGUCCAGAGUGUGUCAUGGGUCCCUGUACGGCCUCCCAUUGCUGCUGUCUCCAUCGCCACACUCUGCCAUGUGCCACUUUCAGGUCUCCUCACACUGCUGGUGGGUUCCAUUUUGUCAUAGGGUGCUGGCAGAUUACGGGCCUCCCAUUGCUGCUGCCAGGCCCGUAAUCUGCCAUGGGCCCCCGUACCGACUCCUCAUGCUGCUGCCAGGCCCGUAAUCUGUCAUGGGCCCCUGUACCGCCUCCUCAUGCUGCUGCCAAAUCUAGAGUGUGUCAUGGGUCCCUGUACGGCCUCCCAUUGCUGCUGUCUCCAUCGCCACACUCUGCCAUGUGCCACUUUCAGGUCUCCUCACACUGCUGGUGGGUUCCAUUUUGUCAUAGGGUGCUGUA